AUGAUAGGUGACUUAUAAAUCCAAAAUUAACGUUCGGUAAAUUCUCUCAUGAUAUACAACAUAUUUCAAAAUAUUUAUCAAAUAGUUUAUUAAUAAAAUAUAUAAGGUAGUACCUAAUCUUUAAAUGAUCUUUUCAAAAAUAUUUAUUUUCUUUUUUGACUGGUCCAAAAUGAACUGACCCCGAAUGACGAAGUACGUUUGUACGUGACGCAACGCCUUCAAACAUGGUCGACAAAGAAAACACAACUAUGGGAGUCGAUAAAGAAAAUAGUAAGCCCUUUGUUAGAGACGUUACGUCUCCGCAUGACAGCGAAACCCAAAGAACAGACAACCAGAACAACUCUGACCGCAAGAAAGACCCCGCGGAAAGCCGCGCCACAGCGGAGUACUGCGAGAAGCUGCAGGCAUGGAUGUGGCAGUACUACACUGGAUAUGUGAACUGGCAGAGCUGGCUGGCGGCGUCAGCCAUGUCCUGUCCGUAUUAUUUCCCGUCGUCCGGCAGUGGAGCGUCGACGGCGGUGGAUUUCAGCCCCCAGAGCUGGCACAGCAGCCUGCUCGGUCUGCCGUUAUCGCCCUACCCGCACGCCGCCACUUCCUCGAGCAGCCGCGCAGGUGAAGGCGUUGCCGGGGCUGCAGUUCCCGCACAGCCGCAGCAGCAGCAGACGCCGCAGGACAACCGGAAUGCCCAAAGAGCAGGCCGGGAGUACAUCAUUCCUUCACCUCUCCAAAGACUAAUGGCUGAGAUGGUGGAUUUCUUCAUACUGUUUUUCAUUAAAGCCACCAUAAUCAUCAGUAUUAUGCAUCUUAGUGGAAUCAAAGAUGUAUCAAAGUUUGCCAUGCAUUUCAUAGUAGAGGAAAUCGACGAGGACACAUCCAUGGAGGAGCUGCAGAAAAUGAUGCUUGUUGCCCUUGUUUACAGGAUACUAGUUUGUUUUUAUGAGAUCGUGUGCAUUUGGGGAGCAGGAGGAGCCACACCGGGGAAGUUUCUCAUCGGACUUAGGGUCGUAACGUGCGAUUCUUCUAUUAUGGUUCAGCCCAACAGAGUGCUGGUGGUCCCAGCAACUAACGUCUCUCUUUCUGCAUCAACAGUCCGAGCCUUGAAUAAAAACUUCUCCAUCGCUUUCUUUUUCCCCGCCUUCAUCACGCUCCUCUUCUUCCAGCACAACAGGACUGUGUACGACAUGGUUGCCGGUACGAUUGUCGUCAAGCGAUCCCGGCUCAGAUGAUGCCAAAACAGAACCAUUUUUGCAACAUGAAAACAACCACAGAACUCAAACGCUGCUGUGCGCAGCUUCUUCUAGAAUGCAGUGAAGUUGAGGCGUCCCCUUAAACCUGAAUCACAUCAAUGUGGUUCUUUUUCCAGCUUAUUCCCGACACUCACUGUAAUUCUGCAUGGAGGUCUACAUGCUGCUUUCAGUAUCUGCUUAAAGCACAGUAGGAAUGGUGGUAAAUGCACUUUUUUAUUAUCAACACAUGCUUUGCCUUUUCUUUUUAAAUUAAUAUUAUUACUGACUUCUAGUUCAAAGGUGAAUAUCAUGGAUCACACAGUGUUUAAAUGACUCAUUACCCUCAGUAUAUAUUUGUAUUAUAAUCUGUUUCUAAAAACCCUUUAAUGACUGUUUGUAAGAAAAGAAUGUAAGGAAAAAUGGAUGAACAAUUAGGGUAAACGAUUUUGGUUAAAACUGAUACACAUUUGUGUUUAACGAGUAUGAAGCAUGCAUAAAGCUCUUCAGCGCCAUCUAUUUAUUUUACCUCAUCUGGGAAGCACAUGGAAUCUGAAAUGAAUGGUUUGGAAUGCAAGAAGCAGUUAAAAAAUUAAGUAUUUAUGGCAUUCUAACAGAUUUAGAUGUGCCAUGUGAGCUGUACCCUCAGUGGUUUUCUAACAGGCCGCUUGGUCCAUCUCUACAUGACUUUAAUUGUACUGUUUUUGCGUUUACUUUAUAUUUCAUUAAAAGCUGCUCAGGAUUGGUUUUCUCUCA
Molecule: messenger RNA, 1979 nt
Organism: Oryzias melastigma (Indian medaka)
Lineage: Eukaryota; Metazoa; Chordata; Actinopteri; Beloniformes; Adrianichthyidae
Product: protein FAM8A1
Exons: 5
Coding region: 225-1226 (333 amino acids)
Source: RefSeq, a predicted model, not a curated record